Lachancea lanzarotensis is the source of this 1665-nucleotide messenger RNA. RefSeq names its product LALA0S12e02256g1_1. The record is from RefSeq and is a predicted model, not a curated record. Lineage: Eukaryota; Fungi; Ascomycota; Saccharomycetes; Saccharomycetales; Saccharomycetaceae. The coding region runs from base 1 to 1665 and encodes 554 amino acids. The transcript has a single exon. Gene Ontology annotation, cellular component: mitochondrion. Gene Ontology annotation, biological process: glycerophospholipid biosynthetic process.
AUGUCCGAUAAGAUUACCGAAAAACUUAAGGCGUUUUCCAAUAAGGUUAUGUCCAACGAACAUGACGACAAGACCAGCUCGUCGUCCCCAUCUGCAGUGGAGCCAGAAGUGGACCCUCUCCAGAGCACCGGAAACGACCAUCAUGCCCAUGAAGUAACAGAGGACCAGAAGGCUCAUGCCCCAGGCUCUCAUGUCCAGGAACAAGAGGGUAAGCCCCGUACCAAGUCGUUCCUGGAAAGUGACGGCAUCGACCAAUUGAAACCCACAACCCGCAAACAUCGUGUGUCGUCGAUCUCGCUAAGUGACCAAUGGCGCAUCAACCAGGAUUUGCAUCCAAUGACCGCCCUGGACAAUGGAACGCCAUCUUCCAGGUCUGUGUCGAGAAAAGCAUCCGUGGUAUCUCGCGGCAGCAUUUCGCGUCGUCCAUCCAACGCGGUGCGCUACCGCAAGCAAGUCAUCGACCACGAACGUGUUGCGUCCUAUGCGUUUGCAUUCGAUAUCGACGGUGUCAUUGUCCGCGGUCCAGAAACUAUUCCUGAAGCGAGAGAAGCCCUACGCAUGCUAAACGGUGAAAACAAGUACAACAUCAAAGUUCCCUACAUUUUCAUUACCAACGGUGGUGGCCGUUCCGAAAAGGCUCGUUGUAAAGACUUGUCAAAGAGACUAGGUAUCACUGUCACUGAGGACCAGGUCAUUCAAGGCCACACUCCAAUGAAGGAUUUGGUUCCUGCUUACAAAAACGUUUUAGUUGUUGGUGGUGUGCUAGACUCGUGCCGUAAAGUUGCGCAAGAAUAUGGUUUCGAUAACGUGUAUAUCCCAUUGGACGUUAUGAAAUGGAAUCCAAGUGUCACCCCUUACUAUCAGCUAUCAGACGAAGAAAAAGAAGUUGCCCGCGACGUGGACUUUUCCAAGAUUUCUAUUGACGCCAUUCUUGUUUUUGCAGACUCUAGAAACUGGGCUGCUGAUCAGCAAAUCAUCCUGGAGAUUUUGUUGUCAAAGAAUGGUGUUAUGGGCACUGUUGCACAUGAUCCUUCUGAAAACCACGUUGGUCUAUACUUUGCUCACUCGGACUUUGUUUGGGCCACCGACUACGGCUUGUCUCGUUACGGUAUGGGCGCUUUGCAAGUUUCCAUUGCCGCUUUGUACCAAGAACACACUGGUCGUGAAUUACAAGUCACCAGGUUUGGUAAACCUCAACGUGGUACUUUCAGAUUCGCCGAAAAGGUUCUGUCGAACUGGAGAAGAAAUACUCUCUCGGAACAUGUGGAAAACCUAAGUUUGGAAGAUGCGGAUGCAGAUGCCGACCUAUCUGAGUCAGAAGACGACGGAAAUGAGGCCGAAGGCGUCGUUUUGCAAAAAGACUCCAAACUCUCUCUAGAACUACCACCUGCUUCCACGGUCUACUUUGUGGGUGACACUCCCGAAUCUGAUAUCAGAUUUGCCAACUCCCAUGAUUCCUCUUGGUUCUCCAUUUUGGUUAAGACUGGUGUUUUCCAAGACAACAAAUUACCAAAAUACCAACCCAAACAGAUUUGUGACGACGUUCUCGAAGCAGUCAAGUUCGCCAUUGAAAGGGAACACCAGAAGGAGGUUGAGGAAUGGAAUGAAACUGCGGUUGAAGCUCCCGUGGUGGAAGAAAGUACCACUCAAGCCAGAAAACCAUAG